This is a messenger RNA of Mesorhabditis belari, 378 nucleotides long. Lineage: Eukaryota; Metazoa; Nematoda; Chromadorea; Rhabditida; Rhabditidae. The record is from the annotation of a GenBank genome assembly.
AUGGCAGCUCAGCAGCCAUUGUGGUGUUGGCUUCCUUGGAAUCUUGACCAUGUAGAUUGCCAAAACCCAGUGCCAGCUGACGAGCGAUGUGACGAGCGAUGUCCUGAUUUAAAGUGUUGUAAAGGGUUUUAUUGCAUACCGGUUUUAUUGGACACCCGUAUUUCCGUGUUCUCGGAUCGAUUCGAGCACUCGGGUUGUUUGACGACAUUUUGGGACACACUGGUGACAGCGAAGCGGCCGCAUUAUCGAAUGUUCUGGAAUUGGAGAGCAAAAUAUGGCGAUACUCCAUACGGUCCACGAUGGAUUCUCAACGAUGAGCAGAAUGCUGCGGGUCCAACUCUACACGAAAUAAACAAACGAAUGAAUGAGCUAAAGCAA